AUGGCAGCUCAUGCCGCUCGUCGUCUCGUUAUUUUGGGUGCGCCUGGUUCAGGUAAAGGAACAAUUGCUAGUCGAAUAGUAAAAACUUAUGGCAUGCCUCAUAUUGUUGUCGGUGAUUUGUUGCGUCAUAAUAUACAACAAAAAACAGAAUCAAGUAGAACAAUCAAAGAACAUAUUGACAAAGGACUUUUACUGCCAGAUGAUCUAGUUCUAACAUUCGUUGUAGACGAAUUAAAAAAAUUAGGUGAUAAAGGAUUUCUUCUUGAUGGUUAUCCUCGUACACUUAAACAAGCUGAAAUGUUGCACCGUAAAUUGAAAAUGGAUCAUGUUGUUGCAUUAAAUGUACCAAAUGAUGAAAUAGUUAAUCGUUUAAAAGAUCGUUGGAUUCAUCUUCCAAGUGGGCGUGUUUACAAUCUUUUGUACAAUCCACCUAAAGUUAAAGGUAAAGAUAACGAAACAGGUGAAACAUUAUCACAACGAGAAGACGAUAAACCAGAAGUUAUUCUUCAUAGAUUAGAAACAUACGAUAAAAAUACUAAUCCUAUCAUGGAAUUUUAUAAAAAACUAAAUAUAUUACAAGAAUUUCAUGGACGAGAAUCGGAUAAAAUAUGGCCAGAAGUUAAAAAAUGGUUAGAUAAAGUGUUGAAUGAACCGUCAAAAGCAGCUGCUUGA
Messenger RNA from Didymodactylos carnosus, 672 nucleotides. The record is from the annotation of a GenBank genome assembly. NCBI's taxonomy places the organism in Eukaryota, Metazoa, Rotifera, Eurotatoria, Philodinida, Philodinidae.